Messenger RNA from Penicillium hordei, 2154 nucleotides. RefSeq lists its product as uncharacterized. Bases 1 to 2154 code for a protein of 717 amino acids. The record is from RefSeq and is a predicted model, not a curated record. The transcript has 5 exons. NCBI's taxonomy places the organism in Eukaryota, Fungi, Ascomycota, Eurotiomycetes, Eurotiales, Aspergillaceae. Gene Ontology annotation, molecular function: protein binding.
AUGUCUUCUCUUUCUGAGGACACGUGCUCUACGGAUACUGAGAGGGAAUUUCCGCGAUAUCGGCCCCAGGUACAAAUCUUGAAUGUUGAGACAGAAGAGGAACGCUUUCCUAGUGAUGUUUCUAGGCCAACUGUAUCUACUUGGAGGUGUAACCUGGCGGCCCUCUCACAGCGUCGAAAUUUGCUUUUUACAGCUCAGCUCGACAGCAUAUACGUAUGGGUUCCCAGUGGACCCCGCCAGCUCCUUGGCUCCCAACCCGAGAUGAUCAUUCACCCGGUGAUGAAAGAACCCAAUUCGCCAGGAUACAUCGACCGUUCUAGGCCUCAUACAAUCAAUCAUAUCAUUGUGGAUGAUCUGGGAGUUGAUGAGGUUUUGCUGUUAGCGACAGACUCUGGAAACGUUACUGGCUACAAUGUCGAGGCUAUUUUCUCAGCAAUCAAUAGGAGCGCCGAAUAUGGAGGCAGUCGACCAUUUGAUACGCAUGAAGUAAAGCCUUUCUUCACUGAACAUGUUCAGUUAAGUGCCUGGGGCCUAGCCACCCACAAAUUUGCUCGGUUGAUUGCCGUGAGCGCGAACACGGGCGUUAUCACAGUCUUUGCUUUCGCGUUGGUGGAUGUUGUGUCUGAGAAUGACGGUAACAGUCCUAGUUCCUCUGAGACCUCAAAUGUGGGAGGCUCUGAUGUAUUGGAAAGCACAUGGGUGUCGAUAGACAGUGCACUGUCGAUGGAGGAGCUGAAAAAGGACAUGCCCCAUCAUCGGACACGCAACCUGCGGCUCAGCUAUAAGGGUCAUUUUGACAACAUCCCAUGCGUGUCGUUUGCCAACUUUGAAUUGGACCCCAAUGGUCUGUGGAUGGUCAGCACCGAUAUCCUCAACCGAGUCUUUGUAUGGAGAGUCUGGGACAACCUAACUCCUGUCAAUACAUCCAGUUAUGAUUGUCCUGGGAGUGGUCAAGAACAAAGGGGCUGGUUUGUCUUUCCUUUGCAUCCUCGCAGAGUUCAGCAGCACCAAUUCAAGUUCGAUGCCUGUGGAUGCGAACCAGACCUAAAACGGAUGAAUGGUCGGAUGGUUUUCGAAGUGUCAGAUUCGGCUGAUUUUCUUGAGUCGAGAUCGGCCGCUGCUUCUAAGAAAGUUGCGCUUGAAGAACGUGCAACAAUCACGAGGCUAUUUCUACCAGAAGAUGUUUUUCUUCCCGAUGGUCUUCAUAUUGAAUCUCGACCUCCAUCAUUGGGCUCAGAGCGUGAUCAUACAACUCCAGAGGCCUCGGAAACUGCUUCUCCUGCCAGCGCUAGUGACAGCAUUGUUACCAGCACUGAAUUAUCACAAGACUAUGAGGUGGUUCCACCCCGUCAAUCCAUCCGCGUGAGACGUGGUAUUGCCAAUUUGAUUGAAGAAGAAAAUGAGCAGUGGGGCAAUGAUCCUGCUGUUGACGACUAUGUUUCACACGGUUUUAUACGCCAUCCAUGCAACCCUCGAUUUUUCCCUAUUCUCCACUUCUCUGGAGAUAACAUAACUUUAGAUCCUUAUCCGUUGGACCAUGGAUUCCGGUCGCUCUGUCGGGAUCCACUUGAAUCGAUGGUAGGAGAUACCAUAUUCUCUUCCUGUGAUCGAUUAAACUUGGUCAAGUACCUCCCUGAACUUGGGAUCGUUAUUGCCGCCUCCCAGGCCGGUGGAGUUGCCAUCAUCACUCUUACUUGGCAGGAGGAAAUUGGCCACACCUUUCGCCUAGACUGGCUUCUCCCUUUCGCCAACCAGGACAGGGACGAUGGAUGUCCAACACCACCUAUUAUGGGUAUUUCUGCAAGCCCCAUGCCUGGGUUUGAGAUACCGCCAGAUGUCCCUUGUAUCCCUCGGGAUGUUAACCCCAAAGAUCGGUUGAGAUUCAACCACCGUCUGCUCAACCCAGAUAAAGAUGAGCCUUGUGUCGCAGACCCGCCCGAAUACGGGUUUUCCAGUCCCUCUGACCCGGAUCCUAGCCCUGACUCCGAAGACCCGAACCUCACUAUUCCUGAAACCCAUGCCUAUGCCUCGGACAUCUACCAACCUCAUGAGACCUGGCAUGGUUACCACCCUUCUCGACAUUACAGGUUGAUUCUGCUAUUCUGUGAUCUCACGGUCAUGAGCUAUGAGUUCUGGCAUGACUGGAGAGGUUAA